Messenger RNA from Apaloderma vittatum (bar-tailed trogon), 1368 nucleotides. RefSeq lists its product as uncharacterized. Gene Ontology annotation, cellular component: lysosome. Bases 1 to 1368 code for a protein of 455 amino acids. Gene Ontology annotation, molecular function: cysteine-type endopeptidase activity. NCBI's taxonomy places the organism in Eukaryota, Metazoa, Chordata, Aves, Trogoniformes, Trogonidae. The transcript has 11 exons. Gene Ontology annotation, biological process: immune response. The record is from RefSeq and is a predicted model, not a curated record.
AUGGAUGUUCUCCGCUGCCUCGUGGCCUCUGCACUCUGCAUCGCCGUCCGGGGACAGGACUAUGGGCUCUCCCGCUCACCCCCUCAGUUUGGCUCCAUCUACCACGUCCGAGGUGUCAUCAACCUGCCCUACGCUGAGAUCGAGGAGCCCUUCGAAGCCUGGUAUAACCUGACGGGAAACAAGAGCCGGAUCCAGUAUUAUGGGGGGCAGGUGAUAACCUACCAGCUGGCAGCGGUGAAGCCCUACGGGAUGAGGUACAAGAUCACACCGGAGACCACUGAGAAAGAAGUGAACACCAGGAAAUGCUUCCAGCUGCCCGGCUCCGAGGACGAUGUGGUCAAGGCUCAGAGCGUCUUCCCCAGCAUCGAUGGCUUCAAGGGCCGGUACUGCGCCGUCUGGCAGAACGUGACCCACUGGGCGCAGAAGAAGAACGUCUACACCCUGUGGGUGACCAACUCCAGCUGCGGGGUGGCCCCUGUCCACUAUGAGAUGCGGGGCUACAACAGCCUCCUGGGCUCCCACUACGACAAGUACGAGAUCUCCUACACCGACUUCGACAACAGCUUUCCCUCCUCCAUCUUCGACCUCCCUGUCAAUGAGACGAAGAAGUGCGGGGACCUGCCGGGGAGUGCGGUGGAGCACCGGGUGCUGGCGAAUCCCAUGGAGGACCUGGUGGGACGGCACCAGCCCUGGGCUCACGAAGUUUUCCACCACUACCGCAGGAGGUUGGGGCGGCGGUACGGCUCCGUGCGGGAGCUGGAGCACAGGCAGAGCAUCUUUGUGCACAAUAGCGCCGUGACCCCCGUGAAGGACCAGGCUGUCUGUGGGUCCUGCUGGAGCUUCGCUACAACGGGUGCGAUGGAGGGUGCCCUCUUCCUCAAGACGGGCGUGCUGACCCCCCUGUCCCAACAAGUCCUCAUCGACUGCUCCUGGGGCUUCGGACACGGCGGCAUCGCCAGCACCGAGUCCUACGGCAACUACAAAGGGCAGAACGGCUUGUGCCACUAUAACCAGUCCGAGAUGCUGGCCAAGAUCACGGGCUACGUCAACGUCACCUCGGGCAACAUCACGGCGGUCAAAGCUGCCAUCUACAAGCACGGCCCCGUGGCCGUCAGCAUCGACGCCUCGCACAAGACCUUCUCCUUCUACUCCAAUGGCAUCUACUAUGAGCCCAAGUGCGCAAACGUCCCAGGAAUGCUGGACCACGCGGUGCUGGCCGUGGGCUACGGAGUCCUGCAAGGAGAGACCUAUUGGCUCAUCAAGAACUCCUGGUCCACGUACUGGGGCAACGACGGCUACAUCCUCAUGGCCAUGAAGGAGAACAACUGUGGCGUGGCCACUGAAGCCACCUACCCCAUCCUGGCCUGA